This is a messenger RNA of Limulus polyphemus (Atlantic horseshoe crab), 2106 nucleotides long. Its product is annotated as failed axon connections-like. The transcript has 5 exons. The record is from RefSeq and is a predicted model, not a curated record. Lineage: Eukaryota; Metazoa; Arthropoda; Merostomata; Xiphosura; Limulidae. The coding region runs from base 187 to 1275 and encodes 362 amino acids. Gene Ontology annotation, cellular component: cytoplasm.
CCUAUGGGAUUAAAGCUCCACAUGCGCGUUGUUCACGAGCGUGAGAAGAAAGACCGUAGCUGUUCGCGUAGAGUGAGUACACAGGAGAAGUUCAGGAGCGUUGUACACUUCGAGUUCGUCAUCGCUUCUGUGAUACUUUAGCGCACGCCAUUUUGAAGGAGAUUUUGCCUCUUGACAGCUGAAGCCAUGACGAGUACAGAAAACACGACUAUCGAGGUAACAACAAACGAUGCUGCUACAGAGAACACCACUAAUAAUGAAAUUAAAGAGGAGGAAAAUACCAAGACUGUAUCCCAACCUAGAAACCGGCCUAUCGUGCACAAAACUGAUUACGAGAAAGACGUUGUAUACUUGUAUCAGUUUGUGCGGUGUCCAGUAGUGCCUUCGGCAUCUCCGUUUUGUCUGAAAGUUGAAACAUGGUUGCGAAUGACAGGAUUGAAGUACGAGAAUGUAGACCACCGUUUGAAGUUCAAGUCCAAGAAGGGACAACUUCCGUUUGUGGAGCUGAAUGGGGCUGAAAUAGCAGACUCGGACAUUAUCAUCAGCGAGUUAACGAAGCUGUUUGAGAAAGACCUUGACAUCGAUCUUAGCGUUGAUCAGAAGAACAUCAGCCAUGCAUUUAUCUCCAUGCUCAACAACCACACAUCUUGGGUGAUGCGUUGGUGGCGCUACAGUAAUCCAAAUCAAUUUUUAAAAACUGCGCAACUGGAUGUGAAACAGGUUCUAAAUUCAAAACUACCUAAAGGCAUUCUUCAGUUUUUCUUCAAAAUGGGCUUCAGAAGUAACGUUAAAAAAGCUGUUGGGCACGGGCUUGGCCGUCAUAGCAAUGAGGAGAUUCUGCAGUUUGGAAAGAACGAUUUGAAGGUACUCUCAGAAUAUCUUCAAGACAAAUCUUUCUUCUUUGGAGAUGAACCCCAUCUUCUUGACUGUGUGGCCUUCGCUCAUCUGUGCCAGUUCUAUUACAUUCCUUUCGGGGACAUGAAAGAAUAUAUGGAUUCCGACUGUUCCAAUCUUGUUAGUUUCUUGGAGAGGAUGAAAGAACGUUAUUGGCCAGAUUGGGAGGAAAUGUCAAAAACACUAGAGCUGAACACGCAUCUACCAAAGAAGGAACAGAAGGAAGAAGUAAACGAAGAAGAGAAAGAGAAGGUAGAAAAAAAAGAGAGUGAAGGUGUGAAUGAAGAAAAGGACAAAGAAGAAAAAAAGGAAGCUGAGAAGGAUGACAAAGAUGAAGGAUUGGAGGAGCAGACAAAAGAGGAAAGUGAGAAAAAAGAAUAAGUAAUAAAAGGGUUAGUCGUUUGUGAUCAAAACAGACCAAAUAUGUACUCAUUUUGUGGUCACAAAUAUCUGCUAGUUGUCUCCGCUCACUUUGAUGUUGAUUGUUCUCUUCAUGUUUCUCGUGGCUCACACGUCUUAUCACUCAUUUUGGGAUGGGGUGGAUCACAUAUAGCUAUUUCUGAAUAUUGCAUAGUCUUGUUUCAUUUUUCAUUCCAGGUGUCAGGUCAGUAUUAAUAUGCGCAUGCUCAAUUUGUUAUGUUUUAAGUGACAAAUCUGGAUUAGUGUAACUCGUCAUAUGCUUGAAGUGCAAAUCCCGUAACCUUUAUAUACCUGGCAGCUGUAUUGUUGGAAUGCUCAAUGUAUCACAAAGUGCUCACCAUGUAUCUAUGUUACUUGAAGUAAGUAAUUCUUAAUCGCACAUUGAAUUUUAAAAUAUUCUCUAACUAAAACAUACUUGUACGAUUAAUAUACGUGUUUAGUGUUACUGUAAAAAGAUAUACGCUUGUAUUCAAAAUUAUAAUUUACACAGUUUUUUUUUUAUCGGAAUCUCCCCAAGAAGCCUACAUAUAUUUCUACAAAUUUAUUGAUCUUCCAGUUAAAGGCGAUGAUAUGUAUUUUUAGGAUUUGGUAUACAAAUGAAUAGUCUAAUUUUAUAGACAAGUGCAUUCUCUUCUUUUUUUUAACACUUCCAUUAUCUUUUUCUAUGUGGUGUUGUUGUUUGUAAAACAAUUCCAUGUGUGCAGUGUGUAUUCACAUAUAUAUAUAUUUUUUCUUUUAUAAAUGUACAUCAUCAAAACAGUUUGUAAUCAACAGCAUUGUGAUUAAAAUGUU